Podarcis muralis (Common wall lizard) is the source of this 632-nucleotide messenger RNA. The record is from RefSeq and is a predicted model, not a curated record. Lineage: Eukaryota; Metazoa; Chordata; Lepidosauria; Squamata; Lacertidae.
UCCCAGGCUCUAUCUGAAUUCCUCAGAGAUGCAGAGCAACUCAAAUAACCUCAGGGCAAGCUGUCUUCUGGGCUUCUUGCUGCUACUGGUUGCUGCUUCCAUGGGGAUGAGGCUGCCCAGGGAAAACAAGCCUUCCUGGAAGGAUUGCAAAGAUGCCUCGCAGGAGAUACUCAGCGAGUUGUGGAAGCUGAGGCUAGAGGAGAAGGUGGUGGCAAAUACGAGUGUUUCACUUCCCCAGAGGAUUGAAUGCAGUGACAAAUGUGAUCCAGAUUCGUUGGACAAUAAUAAAAUGGUAAGUGUUUUUGCGAGCACACGCGCUGAACCCUGUCCGUGGAGCCUAUCCCCCAAAGAGAGAGACAAGAGACCAAACCUGUCUGGGAUUGAGGAUGUGCAGGGCAAUGUGGUUGGAGGAAAUAUGGAAAGCAGCAGCCCAGACCUCCCACCCAUUUUGGCAGAAUGGCAGAAGGAAGCCUUGCAGGACCCCAUCCUGCUCCGCCUGCAGUCCUUCGCCGUCGUGGUGGCAAGAGUCAUUUCCCAUUGCGCAGCAUUAGCCAGGAAUGCAAACUAAGAUCGGAGGAGGGAAGCGUCCUAGUCUUACGCUUUUCAUUGUAUUUAAUCGACAUACUUAAUUU